This is a messenger RNA of Danio rerio (zebrafish), 1781 nucleotides long. RefSeq names its product pre-mRNA splicing tri-snRNP complex factor PRPF4 (gene prpf4). The record is from RefSeq and is marked provisional. NCBI's taxonomy places the organism in Eukaryota, Metazoa, Chordata, Actinopteri, Cypriniformes, Danionidae. Gene Ontology annotation, cellular component: nuclear speck.
UAGCCCGCGUCGUGUGGUCGUGUUUGUGGAUUUUAUCACAGCACUAUCUUACAAAACAAGCUGCUUUUAAAGGAAGCUUCGUUUGUUUGGUAAAGGGUGUUGUUGGACAAAUAUCAGGAAAGAUGUCAGAUGAAGAUGAAGCUCCAGUUGUGAAAAGGUCCAGGAUCUUCUAUGGAAGCCUUGAGGAAAAGGAGAAGGAGCGUCUCAGCCGUGAAGGGACAUCCACCACUGCCAAAGAUGCCGUUAAAGCUGGCAUUGAGGCUGGACAUAUUAAUAUCUCCAGUGGUGAGUCCAUGGAGAUGGAGGAGCGUGUGAGCGAGAGACAGGCUGAAGUGCUGGCAGAGUUUGAGCGCAGGAAGAGAGCCAGACAGAUCACCGUCUCUACUGAUGAUGUAGAGGUGAAGGCCUGCCUUCGUGCACUUGGAGAACCAAUCACAUUGUUCGGGGAGGGGCCUGCAGAGAGACGAGAGAGAUUGAGAAACGUUCUUUCAGUACUUGGUCCUGAUGCCUUAAAGAAAUCCAAGAAAGAGGAUGAAAAAGCAAAACGCACUCAUGAAGAGUAUCAACAGACAUGGUACCAUGAAGGACCUACAUCUCUGAAGGAAGCGCGUUUGUGGUUAGCCAAGUAUUCACUGCCUAGAGCUGUGAAACGUUUAGACGCAGCAAGAGCCCAAAAAGAAAUUCCAGAAUCUACACGAACAAUUAAACAGCAAGAGCUUCACAAGAACUUGCGGAAUGUAAAUAACUUCUGCAGCCAGAUCGGAGACGACCGUCCAAUAUCUUACUGCCAGUUUAGCCCCAACUCAAAGCUGCUUGUGACGGCAUCAUGGUCGGGCUUGUGUAAAUUGUGGAAGGUCCCCGAUUGUACUCUUAUACGCACAUUAAGAGGUCACAAUACCAAUGUGGGAGCGAUUAGCUUUCACCCACAAGCCACACUAACACUUGAGGAGUCAGAUGUCAAUAUGGCCUCUUGUGCUGCAGAUGGAUCUGUUAAGCUGUGGAGUUUAGACAGUGAUGAACCUAUAGCAGACAUUGAGGGACACUCUAUGAGGGUGGCUCGGGUGACCUGGCAUCCCUCUGGCCGGUUUCUGGGCACAACUUGCUAUGAUCACUCAUGGCGACUUUGGGAUCUUGAGGUCCAAGAAGAAAUUCUUCAUCAGGAGGGUCACAGUAAAGGCGUCCAUGAUCUGCACUUCCACCCAGAUGGCUCUUUGGCAGGAACUGGUGGUUUGGAUUCAUUUGCACGUGUCUGGGACCUGCGCACUGGUCGCUGUGUCAUGUUCCUAGAGGGCCACAUCAAAGAGAUUUACAGCAUCAACUUUUCCCCAAACGGCUUUCAUGUGGCAACGGGAAGUGGAGAUAAUGCCUGUAAAGUGUGGGACCUUCGCCAGAGACGGUGCAUAUACACAAUCCCAGCCCAUCAGAACCUUGUGUCCUCUGUCAAGUUCCAACCUAAUGAUGGGCAUUAUUUGCUGACUGGUGCGUAUGACAACACGGCUAAAAUCUGGACUCAUCCUGGCUGGUCCCCGCUGAAGACCCUGGCAGGACAUGAGGGGAAGGUGAUGGGGGUUGACCUUUCACCUGACGGACAGCUCAUCGCAACCUGUUCUUAUGACCGAACCUUUAAACUCUGGAUGUCAGAAUGAGAUGUUUGGUCUUGAUGUACAGGGCGUUUGUCAUUUUUGUAAUGCGGUUUUAUUUUUUUCCACUUCAGUUUUUAAGUUCAACCUUUGAACCGAAAGAUGAUUGAAUUAAUUAAAGCACAAGUUCAAUCAGUGAAA